AUGCUCCAAACUUCAAAUGCAACUAAAAACAUUUCCAAGAAGCAACCUACCGAAGCUGGUGGUUCAUUUCUUUUGAAAGCUGGUAUUACAGCAAAUAUUAAAUAUUUAAAAGAACUAUUUCUGAAAAAAAAUGAAGAAAUAAUGAAAGAGACAAAAGUAAAAUCAAAACAACAAACAACCAUAACAACAGCUGCUAGUAAUUCCACUCCACCACCAUCAUCAUCGAUUAUAAUCAUAGCACCAGUUUCAACUAAUUCAGCUCCUCCAUUACCACCACCACCAAUGACAAUACAUGAACAUAAAGAUUUUAUAUUAAAAUUAAUUAAACAGUGGUGUUUAGAUAAGAAAGAAAACGCUGCUUUUGAUCAAAUAUGGCACGAUGGCCUCGUCUACAAACUUGCUCAGUUGAACUGUCCUCGUGAACUGCUCAGCUGGAUAAGCAUGUAUUUAACUGGACGAUCAUCAUAUAUACAAAUGGGGAACGAAAAGUCGAACACAUUCUCAAUUAAACGUGGUGUACCCCAAGGAAGUUGUCUCGGGCCGAUACUGUUUCUACUAUACCACACAGAUUUACCCAAGAGUUUACCAUCAGCCAGUCAUAAUCACCUAUAUGCCGAUGAUCUUGCUGUUAUCAUACGCCCAUCACCAUUCUGGAACAAUGAUGAAUUUGCAAAUGAGAUAUAA
Didymodactylos carnosus is the source of this 684-nucleotide messenger RNA. NCBI's taxonomy places the organism in Eukaryota, Metazoa, Rotifera, Eurotatoria, Philodinida, Philodinidae. The record is from the annotation of a GenBank genome assembly.